CCGCACCUUCAUGCUCUCUCUACGACGGUGCCGGCCGACACUCCUGCGGCUGCGUAGACCCGCUCAAAUUCGCCUGAAAUCCACUUUGCCAGAUGUUGAUUCUACCGGCAUCCCCCUUAAGGCGACCUGGUCGGUCAAUGAACUGCUUUCGUCGUAUCCUCGCCCAACGGUCGCCCCCGCUACCCUGAAGCGACUUCACGAGCUCUCUGCACUCAUUCCUCCAGAGGAGGGUACGCCCGAGCACGUCCGGCUGACACAAGAGAUUGAGGACUUGGUGAAGCUUGUGGAGGCCGUCAAGCUUGUCGAUGUGAGCGAAGUGGCCGAAGACUUGGAGCAUGCCGUCCCGGACGGCAGGAUAUGGGCGGAGGGAGAAGGGAUCAACUUGGAUACGAAUUUCGCGGACACCGAAGACCCUGAAGCUACCAGCGGGCGUGGCCUUAUAGCUCACGCUCAGUUCACUCUCGAUGAUCUCUACCAGGUCGAAGCGGACAAGCCUCGGAAUUGACGACAUGUACAUGUACAGCCCUAGACCAGAGCUUGUCAAUCACCCGGCCCUGUCAACCUGGGCACCAAGGGUCCGGAUACGCGCUGUUCGCCAUAUCGAACUGAAGCAUGCCUUCUGCUCGCUUUCCCCAUAGACUGGCACUCAAUGGAGCACAACAUGCGCCCACAACCCACAUAUAGUGAGCCAUUGUACACCCGCCAUGUCUGAUGAACCUACUGGAUGACAUGCACCCGGUCAAGAUAUAUCUUUGUUGUUUUCUCCGUCUGGAUCAGGUCC
Trametes versicolor FP-101664 SS1 is the source of this 781-nucleotide messenger RNA. RefSeq lists its product as uncharacterized. The record is from RefSeq and is a predicted model, not a curated record. The transcript has 3 exons. Lineage: Eukaryota; Fungi; Basidiomycota; Agaricomycetes; Polyporales; Polyporaceae. The coding region runs from base 11 to 505 and encodes 164 amino acids.